This is a messenger RNA of Cuscuta campestris, 1682 nucleotides long. NCBI's taxonomy places the organism in Eukaryota, Viridiplantae, Streptophyta, Magnoliopsida, Solanales, Convolvulaceae. The record is from the annotation of a GenBank genome assembly.
CACCUCGGUCAUCAGAUUCAGUUCCACUGCUGCCCUUCGCUAGCCCUAUUCGAUCUCCGAUCUCAGAUCCGUUCAGUCGCCAGCUCCUCUUCCAGUGCUUUUUUUGCAAUAUGAGGUUUUCCCUGGCAUUCCGUCCCGUGGAUUUGUAGUCGUAACGGCCAUCGUAGCGAGCACUGGUAACACCCCUCACGCCCACCGGCGUUACGGGGCGUUUAACGCCCCGGGGGCGUGAAACACCGCCCUCCGCCGGCGUAAAACGGGCGUGAGGGCGCCUGCGUCAAACGAAUGACGCGACGUGGAAAAUGCGCUGCUCCCUCCUAGCGGCUAAAAAAGCCGUUGCACCCCAAAUUAAAAAAAUUUUUUUCCUAUAACUUCAACCCUCCCCAACCAAUCUCUCACACCUUCUCUCCAAUCUCUUCUUCUUUCUUAUUUUUAAAUUUCAAAAUUCAAAUCCCUCCUCCCAAUUUUCAACAUGAAUCUUUCCGGCUCCGGCUUCGAUCCCGACAAUCUCCCCCCGAGUGACGCCGCGAUGUGGUUCUACCAAGAGUGGGGCGAUCGACCGCCGAUAUACGAGACGCAACAAUCGGGGUACGUCGACCGAGAUUCGGUUCCGGAGACUCAACCGGAACCGUCCGGAUCGAAAAAAAGUACACGCCGGAGGAGCCACAAAGCCAAAAGCACGUUGACCGAUGCGGCACGGUCAAUCCAAAAGUGGACGCCGGAGGAGGAGUGCAUAUUGGCGUCGGCUUGGGUUGACGUCUCUGAGCAUCCUAUCAUUGGUACGGAGCAAACGAAGGAUGCGAUGUGGGAUCGUAUCGAGGAGAAGUUCUUCACGGAGAUGAAGAAGGACGGCUCCUACCGAACCCGUGACCAACUCACUUCCAAAUGGAGCCACAUCAACAAAAAAGUACGAAAGUUUAUGGGAGUAUACGAGGAAUGCUCCCGGUCCCGGAGGAGCGGCAUGAACGACGCCGAUGUUCUCCGGCUUGCCACGACCCGGUAUCAAGACGACAGGAACCAAGGCAAGGUGCCCAUCGAUCUUUGGGGGAUUUUGAGUCGUUCCCCAAAGUGGCAACAACUCAACAAUCCCGACGGCGUAUCAUUCCGGAAAAGAUCCACCGUCGACGCCGAGGUUGAGGUCGACGAGACCAUCGGUUCUACUGAUCAAAUCCCUUCCUUCAACGUUGCGGUUUCUGAUGACGAGGACCCCAUUCCACGUCCGAUCGGAAGAAAGAAGGCAAAAUCUAUUGCCUCUGGUUCGGGAGGGUCCGCCUCUAUUUCCGCUUCUCCCCGCGACGAAAUCGGCCGGGCAAUGGUUGAACAAGUUCGGGCGUUCAAUCUCCAAGAACAAGAGAGGAUGAAGCUUAAAGAGAAGGAGUUGAAGCUAAAGGAGCAGGAGGCCGAGAUGAAAGUCAUGCAAACCGACCCCGGGACGUUGUCGGAGUUUGGACGAAUUAUCUACGAGCAAAGAAUGAGAGAGAUCAAGGAGAAAUAUAAUUUUCCUUAGUUUUUUUAUUAAUGUAUCUUUUUUUUUAAAUUAUUGUCGCUUUUUUUAUUUAAUUAAUGUGUUUUUUAUUAUUCGUGUUUCAAUUUAAUUAAAUAAAAAAUUAAGUACAUUUUAUUAAUUUAAUUUUAGAAGAUGUAUAUUUAAAAAUGUAAAAAAAUGAAGGUUUGAAGCCCAG